Molecule: messenger RNA, 3347 nt
Organism: Physella acuta
Lineage: Eukaryota; Metazoa; Mollusca; Gastropoda; Physidae
Product: DEP domain-containing protein 7-like
Biological process (GO): intracellular signal transduction
Source: RefSeq, a predicted model, not a curated record
UCAAAACAAAGUAAAGUGUAGAUAUGAAAGAAUGGCAUCUUAUUUAACUACGGAUAUUUUAUCUCCUCAACCUGAUCGUUUUGAAAGAGCGAUCCCGUUCAGAGAAUCGAAAGGACCAGUAGGUCCUUUCCGUGCCACAAAAAUUUGGAAUGAUCUUAUUGAGCAUUUAAAAUGUAAGGUAGAACUGAAGAGAAGGCGGUACAAAAUGAGGCAUAUAGAAUCAUGUUUUACUGGCACUGAUGCUGUUGAUGUUGUGCUUCAUUUUCUUCUUAAUGACAAGGAAAUGUUUUCAUCAGAUUUAUCUAGGGAAAAGGCUGUUAAAGUUUGUCAAAUGCUGAUGCAGAGAAAAGUGUUUCAGUCCGCCACAGAGAAACCAGACACAGAAAAAAUAAUGUUUGAAGAUAGCAGCAACAAGCUGUAUCAGUUUAUAGGGGAGCAUGCAGUGGAUGAGGAUGCGCUGGAUUUGAAUGAAGAAGAUGGGGACAGAUCAGUAGUUCACAACAUGACCCAGUCAUCUGAUUCUGUUAGGAUGUCUGGAGCCUUUGAGCCAGAUGAGGAGCCAAAUGACUCUGAAGCCUCUACCAACACCAGGCCACUCAGAGAGAUACAAAAUCAACAUAUAAAAGAUGGGACUGUGACAUUUGACUUGGAUUGUUCCUUAACACCAGGCACAAAAGUUAAAGCACUUUCCGCUGAAGAAAUUGAUGACAUGUGGAGAGAGGUGGCCCUCAGGCAGCUGCUGACCAUAGUAGACCUGACCUUCCUGGAUGGGAUCCUGAGUGAGGAGAAAAGGAGUCGGCAGCAGCAACAGAGAGACCAUUUGAUCAUUUCAAACAUCGUGGCCCGCAGCUGGCAUGUGCCCCUGACCCCCAGCAGCCUCAACACACCAUCAGACCCACUUCUCAAGACAGCCAUGGAGUGCAUUGAGUUCCUCCCUAGAGGAUUUAGUUUGUUGAGUGAGCCAAUCUUCAAGAGACGAGGUAUUGAAGCUAAAGUCUGGGCCAAGGAUAUAAUCGUGAAACAUUUUACCAGCCAAGCUGAAUGUCUGUUGCCACAAAAGUAUUUGGAGCUAAAUAUAGCCAUUUUAAAUCUAGUUCUAGCUGGCCAGGAUGAUAAUGCUUUGAGUGCCUUGCAGCUGUAUAUGAUCCUGCUGCCAGUUACUGUGAGAGAGGAGUUGUACAGGCUGCUAAAGUUCAUGCGCUCAGUUGCCUGUGAUUCCACAAUUCGUAUUGAUGCUCAGGAAUCCAAUGAACUGGCCAUCCUGGGUCUGUUGACCAACUCCAUCUUCCAGCACAAGCUGCUGGCGUCCACUGUGGCCCAGAAGCUGAUCCAGUUCAUGAUGAACAAGGUGGAGAACAUGUUCACCAUACCUCGCUACAUCAGGCAGAAGGUGGCGCUCAAGCUCUACCAGCUCAAGACCGGCAAGCCCAUGUUGUCCUGUGAAUCAAGUUUUUGUAACCGGGUGACAGCAGAGGAAUUUGAGAGGCAGUCCAAGGACUGUACAGAGGAGUCCCUGAUAGACUUGAUGAACUCAGUGCUAGACAACACCCGCAUCUCCCUCAAGGAGAAGAAACAAAGACUCAAGCAGUUCCAGAAAUCUUACCCGGCACUUUUUGAGCAGAACUUCCAAGGGCUUUUGUAGCUCAAUGCUAACCUAUAGCAGUUUAUACAAGGCAGGAAUUCUGUUCUGUGAUAUAGUUAGUUCUUUGAUGACAUUGGUUUCUUGCACUGGUAGCAAUUUGGUGCUAAAAUAUACAUAUGUAUAUUGUUUAAAUAUUGCUGUUUCAUGUCACAUUUUAUUUAUAUAUUUAAACUGUUUUUUGUCAUGUGUUCUCAAAUUGUUUCUUUACACAAAAUGCUAUGUAAUUUAGUCUUUUUACUCAUUGUAAGGGAGUAUAUAAUUUAUUAGUAAAAUGUUUAUAAGCUCAAAGUUAAAAGGAGACUGGCAUUGUUAAAAUAGUGGUUCAGUAAUCCUGGUGGGAUGGGAAAUUAGAUUUGACUGCAGUUAUUAUCACAUUUGCAGUUUAAAUGACAGAUUGCUGUGUUUAUAUGUCCCUUUUGCUGAAUUGGCAAUUAUUUAUGGACUGAUCCUAAGAAUUAUUGAUAUUUGUGAUCUCAUAUCCAUUAACAGUAUCAACGUCAGAUUCUAGUUUAGUGUUUACAACUACAAAUUGUCUCAUAUCAAUUGUAAUAUCAAUUCUUUUUUUUUGUUGAGAUUUCUGCCUAGAAAAUUAUUUACAAGUACUUCUUUUUAUUUUCACUUGUUGUACACAAGUAUGAUCCUACCCAUCGUUUGAUUAAUUUACAAUAUCAUUGCCUUACUUUCACAUUGUUAAAAGAAAAAUUCUUACCUUUUAUGGUAAGUAUUGAUAUACUUAAACUGUAUUGAUUUCUUUAAUUAUAUAUGUACAUAAUAUUGUGCAGGCCUCUAAAAUUUGUUCUGCAUUAUUUUCCUUGAUAUUUUUUUUUUGACAGUGGUCAGUAUGUUAUAAUCAGAUUAAUUUUGUGUAUCAUGAAAAUCUGACAUUUGUAAAUGGUAAACACACUACACAUAGCUUAGUGCAAACACAUACACUACACAUAGCUUAGUGCCAACACACACGCUAGACAUAGCUUAGUGCAAACACACACACUACCACAUAGCUUAGUGCAAACACACGCUACACAUAGCUUAGGCCUAGUGCAAACACACGCUAGACAUAGCUUAGUGCAAACACACUUCACAUAGCUUAGUGCAAACACACACUACACAUAGCUUAGUGCACACACUACACAUAGCUUAGUGCAAACGCACACACUACACAUAAGCUUAGUGCAAACACACACUACACAUAGCUUAGUGCACACACUACACAUAGCUUAGUGCAAAUGCACACACUACACAUAACUUAGUGCAAACACACACACUGCAUGACAUGGGCACAUAACCCCCACAGAAACAUGACAUCCCCAAAAAGAAAACUAUCAGAUAUUUCCCUAGCAAUGAUUGACAAUGUUAAUUCCAUAUUUAUCCAUGAGUACCUAUGCAACAUGAUUUGUCUCUACAAUUUGACAUGUUUUUGUACUGCUUAUAUUUAUCAAGUCUUUCAAUGCCUGUUGUAAAAACAAGAGUUUACAUUAUACCAGGUCUGCAUUUAUUUAUCAUACACCAUGCAAUUUUUUCCAUUGUAACCAUACAACUGUAAAUUGUAAUCUUACAUUUUUGUAAUUUGCAGUUCUUUGAAUGUUUUUCUUGUAUUGUCUGAUAAAACUUUUGUCUGUACUCUUUAAUAAAUCCAUAGUUUUUGGUGUAAUACAGAAUUGAAAAUGUUCCAGAUAUUUGUUUUUACCUCCCUUUUCUGAAUAAA